Epinephelus fuscoguttatus (brown-marbled grouper) is the source of this 4769-nucleotide messenger RNA. RefSeq names its product mitochondrial poly(A) polymerase. The record is from RefSeq and is a predicted model, not a curated record. NCBI's taxonomy places the organism in Eukaryota, Metazoa, Chordata, Actinopteri, Perciformes, Serranidae. Gene Ontology annotation, cellular component: mitochondrion. Gene Ontology annotation, molecular function: poly(A) RNA polymerase activity. The coding region runs from base 1 to 1746 and encodes 581 amino acids. The transcript has 9 exons.
AUGCGCUGUUCGGCUUCUUUCGUAGCAGCAAUGGCGUCCUCCUUAGCCGUGUGCAGGUUACAUAUGAGGGGAAGGGGCAGCCUGGCGAAGUGCCUACGGAAGGUCGACACGUUUCUUCACAGGAGUAUCGGGACAAACGUUGUCGCAGCGGAAGGUGAAGCGCUUCGGAAAGAUGAAACCGAAGAAACGAAUGGACGCAAAUCUUUCUAUGCCGUCCUGGCGGAGAGACAAGAACAGGCGGAGAGAUCGGUUCUCAUCAGCUGCCAAUCCAGAAGUGAGAAAAAGUUCCUCAAGUUUAUUUCAAAACACGGAGAUGUCAAGAAAUACUUCUUUUAUGAAAGCUACGGCGUGUAUGCUGUAGUGGAAUUUGCAAAUCGUGAAAGCGUUGCCUCGUUACUCGAAGAGGCAGUCAUCCCCAACAGCAGCCAUGAAUCCUCGGUGCCUUUUAAAUCGAGACUGCUGACAGUGAGGAAUAUUGGCUCAGCGGACUCAACAAGCCAACAGUCAGGCCAACAGUACCAACCACAAACCAGCAUUCCCAUUAACGAACUCAUAAAGAAACUGUCCAGAGAGAAGAGUAUAGACCAACAAAUAAACACCCUGACAGAUGUCUAUCAGCUAACAGACGAGAACAGCCGACUGCGUUUCCUCGUCUGCUCUCUGCUCAAGGACGUUGUUGCUCCUUAUUUCCCAGAAUGCACCGUCAAGCCGUUUGGCUCGUCAGUAAACGGCUUUGGAAAGCUGGGCUGUGACCUGGACAUGUUUCUGGACCUGGAUGAUAUCAGUGGCAGAAAUGCAAAGAUGCCAAAAUCAGGUCUGUCCCUGGAGUUCCAGAUGAAGAGGGCCAACUCGGAGCGGGCCGUCACCCAGAGCAUACUGUCCGUCAUCGGGGGGUGUGUGGACCAGUUUGGGCCUGGGUGUGUGGGGGUGCAGAAGAUUCUCAACGCACGAUGUCCGCUUGUUCGAUUCGCCCACCAGCCCUCUGGUUUUCAGUGUGACCUCACAGCCAACAACAGGGUGGCGAUGAAGAGCUCAGAGCUGCUGUACCUGUACGGAGAGCUGGACCCGCGGGUUCGUUCUCUGGUGUUCACUGUGCGCUGCUGGGCCCGAGCUCACAGCGUCACCAGCAGCAUCCCCGGGGCCUGGAUCACCAACUUCUCCCUCACCGUCAUGGUGCUGUUCUUCCUGCAGAAGAGGAGCCCUCCCAUCAUCCCCACUCUGGACCAGCUCAGGGACCUUGCAGGUCCCGCGGACAAGUGUGUGAUUGAGGGGAACGACUGCACGUUUGUCAGCGACUUCAGCAAGAUCCAGCUCCAGACCAACACAGAAACACUCGAGCAACUGCUGUAUGAAUUCUUCGAGUUCUAUUCCACCUUCACAUUCAGCACGAUGUCCAUAAAUAUCAGAAAGGGUAAAGAGCAGAACAAGCCAGAGGUAGGCCCGCUGCACAUCCAGAACCCGUUCGAACUCUCUCUGAACAUCAGCAAGAACGUCAACGCCACGCAACUAGGGCGCUUCGUGGCUUUGUGUCAGGAGAGCUUGUGGCUGCUCCAGCAGAGUGACACCAGUAUUCCCAGAGGUGGUGAUGAAAAGGUUGCUUCACCUUGGGGACUUGCUACCCUCCUCCUGGCCCCGCAGAUCGCAGGGCUCAAAAGUCAGAAGAAAAGGAGGCCGGAGCCAGCCAGUGAGAGGCUCAAGACCUUGCUGGAAUCCUUGACGAUUAACAGUCAGCAGAAGAAAAGCUAAGACUCUUGGGAGCUCUCAGACAUCGGCUCCAUCCCCUUACUAUCACCUGAACUCAUACAUUGAUAGACACCUUCUGGUUUUGUCGUCUGAUGCCUCACGGUGGAGGCGAAGAGCAGCUUCUGCAGUGGACUAUAGUUCCAAACGUGGACACUUGAGGGUGUUACUGAGGCCUGUGUGAGCAUGUGUUUGGGACCUGGAAUAAGGGAGUGAUUACUGUGUACUUUACUGUAGACUUACUCUGCUGUAAAUAAAUACUGUGGAAACUGAUGCAAGUCCUGCCAGACACUCUGUAGGAGCUGAGACUGUAGAUUCACAGUUAAUAUAUGAGUAUUAUGAUUCACACUAAUCACUAAUAUCUGUUUACACCUUGAACAAAAUCACUAUGGGUAUAUUUUUGUAUUAAUGUAACAUUACAGAUGGAAUAUUCAAGCUUUUAUUGCAAACUUAAAGCACUGGGCUUGGUUAUUAGACGCCCCAAAACUGACAAGAGGCAAUAAAAGGAUAUCAGACUUAUCACAAAUAGAACUCAAUACAUUGGUAUUAUUCAUUAAAGGUGCUGCUUUUAACUCACUUUGAGUCUCGUUCCCAGGUCGUCAAAUACCCAUGACGUCGGUAUGGUCGUCUGACCAAACCACUAACACAAAUCAACAGUAUUUUACGUCCUAGGAAUGAGAGUCAACUAUCAAUUUUUUGCAGAGUUACAUGCAGCAUUUUUAAAAGGAUGUAGAAAGAAAUAUGAGACUUUGCUUCAAUCUCUGAUUAGUCGGAAAAGAAAGAAAAGCUUUUUAUUUUUACUCUACUUCCAGUAACUUGACCCUGCGUCCUCAUAUGAGGACACUACAUUUUCAGUUUGCUGCACCUUAUACUUUGCUCUGCUUAUCUACGACCUGUUGUCCUUCUUCGUGGACACUUUUAUGUGUGGUAGCAAAAGCACAACACAGUAAUCUGUGUAAAAACAAGAUGGCAGCCGUCUCUGCAGCCCAUCCUGUCAUGAAAGUAGGCAUGAUGAUCAAAUUUUAUAGUUGAAACUUCAAGGAUGAUGCUUAGUUCUGUACACUUACCAGGUCCCUCUCUUCCCAGAUAGCUAGGAAGAAUUAAAAAGUGCAUCCCAAAAAAGCUCGGGUCUCAGGAGGAUAUAUGAAGGCUGUGAAAUCACUUCUGUUUUCUUUCACUAGUUCAUUUUAGCUUUUUAGCUCCUGAUGUGUUUCAUCACACUAGAGCAUGACUAUGUGGCACGUUAGCUUAACUGAGAACACUGUUUGUGACACACACUGAGAACCAACUUUGUCACCUAUCGCUACUUAGCUGAAGCUAACUUUCAUUAUAAAGCUACACUUGAGUAAGUAAAGCUAAUAAUCCUCAGCGCCUACAGCCUUAGCGUUGCUGUGUGAACAGCAAUGUAAAGUAUGUUAGCUGGCAAGCUAACGAAACAUGCUUCUAUGCUAAUUAGCCAUUCACGAAAACUAUAUAUUUCCAUAACGCCAUCACCUGCUGCACUAGUUGCUGGAUUGCUUAAUUGAACUGAGUAAGUUUGUGGUAAUGCAGUCAGCUCAUGCUUUCAGUUUUGGUGCUGCAUUAACAGUUAGCAAAAAAAUCUCUGGGUAGCUGUGAUAUAAUAAAAUAUUGCCUUAUUACAAACUAUCAGUUAUCAAAAGAAUUAUCAAAAGAUAGCUUUUUUUUUCAAUCAGCUUACUGGCUGAAAUGCUUUAGCUACUGUAACCAGACGUAAUGAGGUAGUUCAAGAACAAGUCCUAAAACCCAGAAACAAUUUAGCAUUUUUGCAGCGUCGGUUCCCUCUUAUUGAAGUCAGUUGUUUUUUUGAAUGGGGUUUAAGUUUGACGCCUGAAAUAAGGUUAACAUAAGCUUAAGAGACUUAAACAUUUUGUUCUACGCCAUAAAAUACUCCAGUGAAUACCACACUCUAAAUCUUGAACUUUUGUUUGAACUUAUGUAUCUUAAAAACGAUGGUUGCUAACAAGUGGUUAAAUGAGACUACAGGACGUCAUCACGCCAAACACUGCAAAGGCAGUAUAACCUCGUUGUGAUAGGGAUGUUAAGUCACGCGAUCGCGGUGUAGUUUGUUUGUAGCCUAAUGCUAUCGUUCAACUUCUGGCAAUUGAACAUACUUUUUGAAAAUAAUUAAAAAAGGGGGUCGUUUGUGAAGGUUAUCUUGCUGAACAAAGUCUGUAAUAAUGGUAAACUUUUGUUUGCUACAGAGCUUAUUUUCUGCAAUAAUCUAGGGGAAAAAUCCCAUUGGCUUUUUGACGAGGGAACCAAGGUGAUGUUAACUUUCGGGGUACUCUACAAAAAAAACAUCAUCCCUGCAUCAGUCUAUACAGUAAGGCUACAGUAGUGUAGGCAUUAUGGAUGAUCAUAACCUGCACUGACCGGUAUAGUGCAUAGACUGUAUAGUGUUACGAUUGAGUUAGUUUCAGCAAGCUAGUUGAACAGGCUGGUUCUUAGAGUGUUUAGCUACUUGUGUUCUUCGGUAAGCUAAAGAGCCACACAGUCUCAUGCUCUGGUCUGAUGCCUGUCUGAGCAUGAGAAAAACCUGAAAUGGAUGAGAGACUGAUCCUUGGUGUUUGUGAUUUCUCUGAAAUAUAUAAGUGUUUCUAAACAGUCAUCUGGACAUAAACAGGAGGGAUUUUGCGUGACAGGGUAUCAGCACAAGACUGUGUUAUAUAAAGUUAUACUAUGUAUAGUUUAUCUUAAGCUAGGCUAUAAAGUUACAACUAUACUUGUGCUAAUUAACAUAACGUUAUCUAUCAACAGUAGGCUAACAGUCUGUGGGUGGCAUCAAAGACCAGGACUGGCACCAUGUGUGAACAAAUCGACCUUUGAUACCACAUUUAACUAACGUUAUUUAAGUCUCCUCAUUUAACACUAGCAAUAUUUAAAUAUGAUGCAAUGGCCUAAAAAGAAAGUUGUGCCGGCAGGGAUGCAGAAGUACACAUAGCUGUUUCCAUGGUUACCAUGCAGAGCACCUGGUGUUCACUCGCGGAGUGCUUGUCUAUUCACACAAG